GGAAAAGAAAGGGUUAAAUCUGGUGGCGCUCUUACCCUCCCUUGAAUCUUUGGGCAUUUUUAAAACCAGGACGUCUCGUGUGGGAUCAACAGCUUCAGGAUGUCGGCUGAUUUUUUGAUCUGCAGCAUCUGAGCAGGGAUCCAAAAACCGUCCUAAACGAUGGAUGACAGCAGCAACCUGAGCGGAUGUUUUCUGCAGUAGAAACCGCGAUCUGUUUCAAGAGAUUUCGUUUUUUCGCUCUUUUUAUUUGCGACGAGUUUCCAUAAUGCGCUGCUCGGAGAUCAGCAGAUCCGCCGUGAUUGUGCUCUGUCUUUUGGGAUGCAAUAUCUGGAAAGCGGUAACAGAAGCCUUCAGAGAAGAUAGCGACUCCAAGGAAGUGGCUUUGAAGGUCCACCUGAGUGACGCCAGCACUCACCAGCCGCUCUCGGAUGCAAAUGUGGAGGUCUUUGCUAAUCACACCACCGUUGCUCGGGAGACUUCCGGCAGUGACGGCAACAUUUUCAUCAGGUUUCCGUAUCGCCUGGGUGAGCUGCUAGUCAUCACAGCUACCAAGCGAGGCUAUGUCCCUAACUCCGCCCCUUGGAGACCAUCCAGGCUUCCCGUCUUCUCAUCACUGAGCCUGAAUCUGCUUCCUGAGAGAGCUGCAACUUUAAUGGUAUAUGAGGACGAGGUUCAAAUCAUCUCUGGAUACCAAGGAUCGAGGCUUCAGCCAUUGGUUCAGUUCCAGAGACGAGCUCUGAGACUUCCACCUAAUGUCACCUACACCAACCUGACUGCCUUCCUCACUGUGACACACUCAGGCCAGGCAACACAGCAAUUCCCAUACCUUCAGGGCCUCGGCUCAAACAGCUCAGGCAGCGACCGCAGAUUUGAGCUGACCCCUGUGGCUGCUAUAAGCGUUCAUCUUUUGGGCAGCGAUGGGGCAGAGCUUCAUGUCAGUGAACCAAUCAGUGUGAGCGUUCCCCUCCCUGCUAAUAGUGGCUUGAAGGAGAAUGACCACAUUCCUGCCUGGAGGUUCGAUCCCAAACUCGGAGCCUGGUUGAAGAGCAGUUUGGGCUACGUGCAGAGAGAAGGAGGUGGAGAGCUCAUCCUCACCUACAUCGCCCCUCAGCUUGGUUACUGGGUAGCAGCCAUGUCUCCUAUAAACACAGGUCCUGUGGUUGCGAAGGACAUCAGCACAUACCACACUGUGUUCCUUUUGGCCAUCCUGGGAGGCAUGGCCCUCAUCCUGCUCUUCCUCCUCUGUCUUCUGCUCUGUUACUGCAGGAGAAAGUGCUCACGCUCCAGACGGGCUAACCAGAAGUACUCUCUGACCUCACUGGACAGCUCUAAAAGAGAUCAAGCUACGUCCAUGUCUCACCUCAACCUCAUUAACGAAACCCAACCAGACCAGUUGGGGGUGGAACCAGACCUGCACACACCCAUGCUGAACGCCGCCCCUCACGACUCAUCCACCAGUGAGCUAGUGUCUUCUCGAAAUGAGCUCGGGAGUCGGUCCCAGCGUGACUAUCGCCGUAGCUACACCUCUAUCGUCUCAUCAACCGUCCAUCCUCUGCACAUGUCUGCUUUGUCCUCAUCUCCGUAUCCGCUGCAACACGCUGCCUCAGCUGGCCGCCUGUCCUCAGAGAGCAAGGCCAAUCCACGCGAGCUCCGCCUUUCUCCAGCCAUGACUUCACCCACAACUUCACCAGAGAGAGAUCUGGGGAGUGAGCAUCGUCCAUCUGACUUCCUGCUUUCACGCUCUGUGGAUCAGCUAGAACGCCCUCCAGGUCUUCUGCCUCGGCCCGGAGAACUGCUCUGCUGCACGUCGGAGCUGCAGGUCAGCCAGGGUGGAGCCGGAUAUCAGAAAGGCCGUCCCACUUUGCUUAUCCCUGCCCAUUAUAUGCGGCUGCCUGGGACACACCCUCUAUCAGGACAAGCGCUUCUACUCCAGUCUGAUGAACGGAGCGAGCUCGAGAGCAUCCGUGCAGAGCUUAAUGCAUCUCAUCAGCCUCAAGCUGAAGUUGUACAAGUGGACGACAUGGGUGAAGAGAUAGAUGAGGGGAAAACAGGAGCGAGGGAGGCAGGAGGAGGGACAGUGGAUGAGUGGACGUCAACGUUGCCUGAAGCCUUGUCAAUCCCCAACUCACUAAGCGAGGCGGCACUCGGGGUGGUGCAGAUGAACGGAGAAGAUCAGCUACUGGCUGAAAAGACGUUAAUGGAGUUGAGGGGCGGGAAACCCCUGCCACAUCCACGAGCCUGGUUUGUGUCACUGGACGGCCGUUCGAACGCACACAUCCGCCAUUCUUACAUCGAUCUACAGAGGGCUACACACGGCACCUGCUCUGUGGGCAGCAACGAUGCCAGUUUGGACUCGGGCGUAGACGUAAGUGACGUCACGCCGAGCCGCAAGAACAAAGGCCAGGAAAAGAACGCGGUUAGGACACCCAAUGUGGCAUGCACAUCGCUGGUAUUUAUGGAGGAUAAAGUUAAUGCUCAUUCAGAACCCAACGAAAGUGAAAGCCAAACUCCUGCCUGUAGCCCGGAAGAAAACUCUAAUAAGCCCUUGUUGCCCAGCUCCGAGGUGGAGGAAGAGACUAUAGUGCCUCCUUCACCUCCUUUGCUACCCACUCCUCCACUCCCAUCCCCUCCUCCGCUCCCGGAUCCCACCAUGGAGGAACAAGAGGAUUCAAGAGUAGAUACUGAGCAGAUAGUGAGGACUGAGCAUGCACAAACGCACCUUAAGCUUCCCUCGAGCAACAGCGCCCCGGAUGGUUUGGCUGCUCCUGAGGACAUUGAUGAGAACAAGAAGAGUCCGUGGCAAAAGCGUGAGGAAAGGCCACUGCUUGCCUUUAACCUGAAAUAAACCCUGACCUUUAGCCUUAUUACCUGUGGAAAUGCCUUUUGGCUGAAGGAUUUAGGGUCUGACUUUUACAAUACCUGUGAAAGUGGAGGGAGGGGGGAACAAAGCCAUCAAAAUUAAUAACAGCUUCCAGGAACUUGCUCUCCAAAAGCACUCCGCGAAACCCAUUUAUGCACAACAGCUAUGCCUUUUUAAACAAACUGCAACAAAAAAAAAUGAAAGCCAUUGAAUGGUAUGAAGGUGAGAUUAUUUAGCUUUAUGAACUGCUGCUGGUGUUCAGGUAAGCAAUAGGAUCUUCAACUGGCAGCAUACAGAGCACUGAGCACUGCGUCUUUGUCCACAGUAAAUGUUUAAUCACGUGUUCGUCCGCUGUGUCCCAGCACUUAGCUGAACAAAAUAGUGUGUCGAGGUGUUGCGUCCAGUGGUUUUCCGUCUCCGACGAGUGUUUUCUUUUUUAAAUGCAUCACAGGCGAGUUUUCAAUCUUAGGCAUCAAUCAAAUGCAGUAUUUCCUUCUCAGUUUGAUUAUCAGAUUUGUCCACUUUAAUAUCUGUGAACUUCCUGUUGUUCUUCACAUUUGAUACUAGAGGCUCGCAUUGCUAUGCAUUGAUAUAUUUUUUUAUUAUUUUUGAAAGCGUAUUAUGUGUGUUCAUUAUCGUAUUCACUGUUUUGAAUGUGAAACACAAUUUAAUUGAGUCUUUUCUUUGGGCAAAACAUAUGUUUCUUUUUCCUUUUUUUUUUAGCUUGUCUUACAUUUACAAAAUGCUCCGUCUGUCUAAAGUGCCUAUGUAGCAGAUGCAUUCAUUUACAAUCCUCAUGUGUCUCUUUGCAGAUUCAAUCCUGUUACAUAUCUAUGCUUUGUUUUUUGUAUAUAUAUAUUUUUUUUCAUGUAGUGCAUAAACCAUGUGUCUUUGUACAGUGGGUGAAUGAUGUGUCUCUACUCUGUGUUUCUCCUCUAGCAAAUUUCAAGACGUUAAUUUUAGCCUGGUUGGUAAUUUGUGUACGAAUGAAUGUGCUACAGUAGGUUGUGGUUGUCGCCCGUGGCCAAAUGGUGUGUGUGUGUGUGUGUGUGUGUGUGUGUGUGUGUGUGUGUGUGUGUGUGUGUAUAUGAAAGCUGUCCUUGUGACAUAACCACUUUGCAAUCACUUCCCAAAAAUCUCCUUUUGAGUGGUUGCUUAUGAUAUAAAUGAGUUCACAAUUUAAAAAAAAUGUAACCAGUGCUGGCAUUAAACAGUGCUUUCACAAA
Messenger RNA from Silurus meridionalis, 4086 nucleotides. RefSeq names its product family with sequence similarity 171 member A1 (gene fam171a1). The transcript is spliced from 8 exons. The record is from RefSeq and is a predicted model, not a curated record. Bases 266 to 2845 code for a protein of 859 amino acids. Gene Ontology annotation, biological process: regulation of cell shape; stress fiber assembly. Lineage: Eukaryota; Metazoa; Chordata; Actinopteri; Siluriformes; Siluridae. Gene Ontology annotation, cellular component: plasma membrane.